This is a messenger RNA of Melopsittacus undulatus (budgerigar), 2007 nucleotides long. RefSeq names its product innate immunity activator (gene INAVA). The record is from RefSeq and is a predicted model, not a curated record. NCBI's taxonomy places the organism in Eukaryota, Metazoa, Chordata, Aves, Psittaciformes, Psittaculidae. The coding region runs from base 139 to 1761 and encodes 540 amino acids. Gene Ontology annotation, biological process: positive regulation of protein ubiquitination; adherens junction maintenance. The transcript is spliced from 9 exons.
GGCUGCAGGAGGUGUAGUUCAGGUGUUGUUCGGGUGUUGCUCACCCGCUCCUCCCCUCCCUGCGCCUCAAGUCCAAACACGUCCCCUUGGCCCGGGCGCAGCGGAGCCGGCAGCGAGCGCCCAGGGUCCCGGCCCGGCAUGGGGGACGCGAGUGAUGCGGACAGUGGGAUCCUGCUGCACCCGGCUCCCAGUAUCCCCAGCUGGCCUCGGGCUGGGCAGCAGCGGGCACUGGAGGCGCGGUUGGAUGUGUGCGUGCAGGAGCUGCGCCGGCUCUGCCUGCGAGAGGCGGAGCUGACAGGGACACUGCCCCGUGAGUACCCACUGAGAGCUGGGGAGAAGCCCCCCCAGGUCCGGCGCAGGAUCGGGGCUGCCUUCAAGCUGGAUGAGACCCUCGUCCUGCGUGGGGCGCAGGACCCUGUGAGUGCGCUGGAGCGGGAGCUGGCGCUUCAGCUGCAGAUCGCCCGCGCCGCGCGGCGCCUGUGCCGCGAGGAGAACAUCGGCCGGAGGCUGCGGCGGCGCCGGCAGAGCGCGGCCCUGCUGGAGGAGCAGAAGCUGCGGCACCUGCAGAGCAUCCUCAGCCAGCGGCGCCUCCUCUCUGCCCACACUGGUACCCAGGAGCACAGCGAUGACAGCUCCUUGUCCGACACCGUCCCGCUGGAGGAGGAGGAGACCAGGACACCGGGACCUGGCUCCCCACGGGGGGACCCUGAGGAGCACAGCGAGGAGGAGGAGGAGGAGGAGGAAGAGGGAUCGGGGUCCCCAUCGGAGCCCCCCAGCCCCUGGGGGGAUGCUGGCCCCAACAGAGCCCAUGAGAAGCCCAAAGCUGCUGGUGUCGAUGCUGGGGAUGGGGGAACACGGAGCUCCCGGUGCUAUCCUGGGUCCCCACCAGCACCCGGUAGCCCUGGACCGGUGUCCUCACCGGUGGGCAGGCCUAGGGAUGUCCCUCCCUACCACCUGGUCCCCAUCCGGACCCUGGUGCUGUGCCGGCAGGCGGGAUCCAGCGCUCCCGGCAGCCCAGAGCCAGCGGGACACCGGGGACAGUCCCAGUCCAUGAGGCUGGAGGGCUCCCGAGCACCGGAGCCCCGGGGCCGCAGCGCCGCCCCCCGCCGGCGCCCCACGUACUACACGGUGACGGUGCCUGCAUCCUGCGUGCCCCGCUCGGGCUCCGACGACAGCAUCUCGGGGCUGUCCAGCGUCUCCCACGCCACGUCCCCGGGCAGCAGCAGCCCCGAGCUCCCGGUCCCUCCGCCGCCCGUCCCCGGUUACCUCCCCCGGGGGGCGCUGCCGGUGCCGGUGCUGUGCGAGCCGGACCCGGCCCCGCUGCGCUACCAGCGCCUGGUGCCCUCGCACAGCCGCAUCGUGCGGACCCCGUCGCUCAAGGACUACGCUCCCGUCCGGGGGGUCUCCAAGGCCACGGUCAGUGAGGAGCUCAGGUCCUGGCACCAACGCGCCCGGUUGAGGGGGGCCCGGCCCCAUUCCCUGGACCGGCAGGGAGCGUUCCGGGGCCCCCGCACCGGCGGCGGCAGGGACCUGCCCCGGGUGCUGCUGCCCAGGGCUCAGCAGCACCCAGGGGUCCCACCAGGAUGGGUGCAUGCAGCCCCCACCCUCAGCACCCCAGUGGCCCAGGAUGGGUGCUGGCACCCAUGGGUGCCUUCUCCCACACAGGGUCCCCCCCCAGUGCCCGUCCUGCGGCGCUCCUCGGAUGCUGUGUCCGUGCAGGUCUAUGUGCCUGAGAACGGCGAGAUCGUGACACAGGUGUGAUGGGGACACCCAACCCCAGACACCCAACCCCGGACACCCAACCCCAGACACCCCAACCCUGGGACACCCCCAGCCUGGCUGGCCCAGGGACAUGGGACAUGGACACCUCUGGGGUGCGUGGGGCUGGCCCCCUGACCCCCAUUGUCACUGUGCCCCCAGUGUCACCGUGGUGCUGGAUUUGGGGCUCUGGUCUCUAAUAAAGGUGCAUGUUGGGGUGCUCUGGUGGGUCCCCAGCACUGGCCCCUG